This is a messenger RNA of Acanthaster planci (crown-of-thorns starfish), 9151 nucleotides long. RefSeq names its product serine/threonine-protein phosphatase with EF-hands 1-like. Gene Ontology annotation, biological process: detection of stimulus involved in sensory perception. Gene Ontology annotation, molecular function: calcium ion binding; phosphoprotein phosphatase activity; manganese ion binding. The record is from RefSeq and is a predicted model, not a curated record. NCBI's taxonomy places the organism in Eukaryota, Metazoa, Echinodermata, Asteroidea, Valvatida, Acanthasteridae.
CUAGCACACGUGAAUGAUGGCAAGAAACGGAAGUUCUGGAAAAAGCUGACAAAAGUUAAAAAGUAACGACUCGUGAGGAUCUGGAAUUCCGGCGGAAGGAAGUGCACUGAACAUUACGAACGGUCGGUGGUGUGUAGAGAAAAGAAGACUCAAGACACACAGGUACGCAGCCCUAAUGACUCGCACACAGUCAAUAUUGCCCAAGAAGCCAAAGUGGGCAGCCAAUAUUUGAAAGAGCCGAUGAAACAUGACGACUUCAUUACGUGACGGAUCCUGAGCAAGCUAGCAGGGCUGGAGUGCGAACUGGCAUACGUACAUGCUACACAGGUAUUGUUCUCUGUGUACAUGUACGUGCAUAGCCACUUUAUGCAUCAGGUGCUGUGUGUGUGCAACUGCAGUGUGAAGACUGUACCGCUGUGUGGUGUCAGAAGCUGCCUGUCACAGCCUGUGAGGAACAACAGGUCUCUUUCUUGUUUUGCCAAGGUGACCAGAGCACCAUCAAAUCAGAUCCCAUGGGGGGCCUCGUCUAGUGAAACAGAUCUUCAUCUCCGUCGGCAUAGCAACCGAGGACUGCAUCAUGGGAUGCGGUGGCUCCAGCCAGCCACGCUAUGAGAUGAGCAAAUCAGAAAAAUCUUUGAAAGCUGCAUUACUAAUCCAAAGAUGGUAUCGACGCUAUCAGGCCAGGCUGGAGGCCAGGAGGAGAUGCACGUGGAACAUCUUCCAGAGCAUUGAGUACUUAGGAGAACAGGACCAACUCAAGUUGUACAAUUUCUUCAAUGACAUGUUGACUUCAGUUCAGGACUCGCCGAAAGCCAGUUUCCUAUCCGAAGAUGGAAUGCCAGAUGAAGAGGAGAACAAGCAGAUUGUGCGGGAUGACAACAGGCUGGCCCAGCUGGAUGUGGACAAGAUCCCCGUAGAGAAGUCCUAUCAGGGCGUCCACCUGACUUUCCCCCUGACAGCCCAGCAGCUGCAGGAGCUGGUGGGCAGCCUGAAGGAGGACCAGCCCAUCCACGCUAAGUACUGCAUCCAGGUGCUGCUGGAGGCCUGCAAGCUACUGAGGGACAAACCCAACGUCAACCAGGCCACCACGGCCCUGGCCAAGCAGAUCACCGUCUGCGGCGAUUUGCAUGGCAAGCUGGAUGAUUUAUUCAUCAUCUUCUACAAGAAUGGCCUGCCCUCCAAGGAAAACCCUUACGUCUUCAACGGCGACUUUGUAGACAGGGGACCCAAUUCCGUAGAAGUUGCUGUGCUGCUGUUGGCCUUCUUUCUGGUCUACCCCAAUGAGGUCUACUUGAACAGGGGCAAUCAUGAAGAUCACAUCAUGAAUCUGAGGUAUGGUUUCAUCAGGGAAGUCCAGAUGAAAUAUGGAAAACCCAACUGUAAACAGCAAGCACAGUGGAUCAUCCCCCUCUUCAAGGAUGUCUUCUCCUUAUUGCCCUUGGCAACUGUCAUUGACGGGAAAAUCCUUGUCACGCACGGUGGCAUCUCAGACAAGACCGACCUGACGGUGCUGAGCAACCUGGACAGGCAAAAGUACAAGUCUGUUCUAAAACCUCCCUUGAAGGAAGGAGCCGAGGAGAUCACAGGAGAGGAGGACGACCUGUCAGACAAGGUCAACUUCUCGGAGUGGCGGCAGAUCCUGGACGUCCUGUGGAGUGACCCCAAGAUGGUGGACGGCUGCCAGCCCAACCUGUUCCGCGGCGGUGGGAGUUACUUUGGGCCGGACAUCAGCAGCAAAGUGCUGAAGAAGCAUGGCCUGGACCUGCUGAUCCGGUCCCACGAGUGCAAGUCAGAGGGGUACGAGUACACCCACGAUGGACUGGUGCUGACAGUCUUCUCUGCGUCCAACUACUACGAGAUGGGCAGCAACCGAGGAGCUUACGUCAAGAUGGAUUCUGACCUGAAGCCACGCUGCAUCCAGUACAUGGCCUCCAAAUCCCAUCAGAAGCUCUCCAUGGCCCAAAGAUUAAGCAUUGUAGAAAAGUCAGCACUGAGAGAUCUGAAAGAAAAGAUGGCCUCAAACAAGACCACUCUGAAGCAGGGAUUCCAACAGUUUGACCCCAAUGGCACAGGGUUUAUUACAUUGACACAGUGGGCUCAUGUCAUGGAGGAAGUGCUGGAGCUUGCCAUCCCAUGGCGGACACUGCGAAAUAAACUCAUCCGAAUUAAUGACCAGGGUAUGGUGGAGUACGAGUCAUGCAUGGAGAUGGAGUUAACGAUAGGAGGGCACGACGGAGGGCCCAGCAUCACAGAGGUGCUGUAUCGCUACAAGAACAGCUUAGAGACGAUAUUCAGGGCGAUGGACAAGGACCACUCAGGUACGAUAACGAUGGAUGAAUUUGAGGAGGCCUGCAGCCUGCUCAGCAAGCACGUAGGCUCGGACAUCUCCAAGGAGACAGUACGCGACAUGGCUCGCUGCAUCGACAUCAACAAGGAUGGCUACAUUGACUUCAAUGAGUUCCUGGAGGCCUUCCGGCUGGUGGACACACAGGUGAACAAGGCCGACCUGGACGGCAACCGGUCCAAGGCUGACCUGAGAGUGGAUAGCAACGGUACCAGUGACAUGGAAGCCGGUACCGUCAUCUGAUUUUUUUUCUCUUUUCCGCUGAAUUAUACUUAUGCAGGCUGCCUCUGUUACCGGUGUCCAAAUUAAUUCGCCUGUGACCAACAACUGACCAAGUCGCCUCAGUUUGCUCGACACAGCAACACAGUUCUGGCUAAACAGCAGUUCUUUCCUGCAGCUGUUUUGGGAAUGGUUAGAUUUCUAAAAACUGAUAUCAUGGAGUACAACUAAAGUAACAUGUGCAGGGAACUUGUGAAAGUAGAGCAGUUUAUGCACCAGCCAGUGACAGUGAUGGAGCACGAGGAGGAGGCCGGGGAAAAACUGAAGGAGUCCAGACUUGUUUAAUUGGCACACACAAGAGCAAGUUUGUCAUUUGGUCAACCUUGAAUUCCAGGUACACAUUAUGCAGUGUCUCAAACUGUUUCCGAGACGAAUAGUGCUACAGCCCACUGCAGAACCAAGUCAAGUCCUUUUUUAUCUGAUGCAUCGGAGUUUUGACUCAAUACGGCCAUUUCACAGUAGUGCGCCACCAAGAGUUGGCAAUGCGUUGGCCAAUCACAGUGCGUGAAAUGGUCGACAAAUUUUGCGCGUUAUGAUUGGCCGGCGUGUUGCAAACUCUUGGUGGCACGCUAUUGUGAAUCGCCGGUAUAGUUGGUGUGCCCAGACAGUAUGUGCUGGAUUUGGAAUGGUUUUUCAUUGUUGUAUUACGACUAAAACAGCAAGCGUUUCAUCACCACAGAAAUAGUGAACAGUUCAACAUCUCAUCAAAUUGAGAAGUACAGCGGUCACAUAUUGGUUUGCCUUGACUUGCCCACUGGUAAUUGAACAGCCAGUGACUUUGAAGCAGCAUUCACUUUACUGUACAGAGGGUUUUAAAUUUGUACAUAGCAUGCAUGGUGGCUUUGGUGCAGCCACAACAGAUAAAUGAUAUAUUUGUUUCCACGUAUUUAAGCUAUAUAUUUUUCUGUCAUUUGCACUGUUCUGCAAUUAUUUGAAUCACAUGAAAUCAUGAGUAAACUGGACAAAUUAAUACUAGGCACCUUAAGUCUGCACUUGUAGGAUGCAGUUGUGUACAGUAUUUGAUGCAGCCACUUGUGCUUUAGGCAAAGCUUCAAUAAGUUCUUAAUACAGGAAACUUAACCAUAGAUUUGCAAAAAUGUGUAAGAACACAGUGUUUAUUAAUUAUUUAUACGGGUUCAUUCCAAGAAACAACAUUUCCAAAGUCCCUUAUCGACUUUUGAAACACAAACCUUAUAUUGAAAUCAAAUGUUGGCAUUUUUCAUUUUUGGGGGUACUUAUAUUUCAAGCUUGGAGAUCAGUCACACACUAUUUAAGUAAUUUUGUAGCUAAAGAAAUAGACGCAGACAUCAGUGUGGUGUGUGCCGAUGCCAAUAGUGUUGCUAAAUAUUUGGCUGAAUGAAAUUUGUACACUUUUCAGCUCUUUCGUUUUGUUGCUUGCUGUGUUGGUGGCAUCAGUACAUUAGUAAAAUGGAGCCUGAAAGUGAAAAGGUCAUGCGGCGGGCUUCCAGAACCCUUGCACAGUCUACCUCUGGGGAUUUUUACAUGUGGUCGUCCUACCACGCUUGCUAAUUUUUGGAAGAAUGAUUUCGAACCGAAAUUACCCCAAGAAACGUUCAUGUUGGAAUUUUAUCUUCGUGUUCCUUAAGUAAUAUUUUGCAAACGUCACCUGGAGAUGGGCAAAAUGAAAUUUCAUUAAUAAUCUUUCACAUCUGGCAUUAUCUUUCCUCGGUCUCCUUGUUCACGCACGUUUGCUUUCACUUCAUGUGCUGGAGUGAAAACAAGAUUGUGCCUGCCUACCUGCAGUAAAUGGAUUGUAGGUUCAGUCGAGUUAACCUGAUGUGUUCUUGUCACUAAAGGUUAGAUAAACCUUUACAAUCUUUUUAAACACAAAUUAUUCCUUGGAUUUUAUUUUCUUAUAAAUUGUAAAACAUUAAAAUGUUUUGAUACGUUUUUACUUUAGCUUAUAUCGAAAGACUACCCUAAAAAUAAUUCCGUAACUAUUCAUUUGCGUUCAAGGAUACCAAAUUGCACUGGUCUUUGUGUAUUUUAGAUUUUUGGAAGCGAGAGGUCCAAUUUUGGUAGGAUGUUUCUCUUUCCUGUUCAAUAGAUAACUUUUCAGUUUCUAGAAAAUAGUCUGAUGGCAAAUAUUUUACAAAUUUUUUUUCAAAGAUGAAUUUGUAAUAGAAGCAAACGAACAAAAAAAUUGCAAAUUCUAACCUUUUUGCACAUUAUUUUUCUUAUUCAAGGGUUUUGGAAGCACACCAUCAGGUUCAACUUUCAGGCUGCAUUGUAUGUUUUAUCAGCUUUGCUGCUUAACAAUCUGAACUCUUUGAGAAAUAGCAUUGUAUCAGAUUGUAAGAUGCCUUUUUUCUGAUGUAGAUACUCCACUUAUUAAAGUUUAAGCAGGUGUGUGUUUUGGUAUUAGUUGGUUUUCUCAAAUUGUAUGGGUGACUGACCAAGUGACUUCAGGACUGAGAAAAAGUAGAACCAUGAAUGAAGAUGAAACACCAAGUAAUCGUAAAGUUGUAUUGAAGUUAGCACCAAUGAGUAUGAAUGAGGGUCACACUGAAUUCACAUGGUUUCAACAAGAAAUGAUUUGGAAGCCACUGGGAAGCUGCUGUGGCUGUUUCCCAUAGGCAUGUGUGCUUGAUCAGCCGUAGCCAAAAAUCCUGUAAUUCAGACUCAGGCCAAGUCUACUUUUUCGGGGGGGCCAAAGUACAAUGUAUGUUGCAUCUACUAGUAUGUCGGCCCUGAUAAAAGGAUUCCACCUGCAAACAAGGAAGUAUGCUGGCCAAGUUUUUCAACCUGAUGCCUGAGCUUCUACCUGUAAAACUCUAGGCCCAAUGCUGCAGGAGGUAACUUGUCAGGAAGCAUACAUGACAUUGUGGCUGGGAACCUUUUUGGCGAAGUGAAUAUUUUCUCUGCUACAACUCUGUAGUGAUAUUGGACCCUGGUACUGAGAGAUGGUUGCAUCGACCUGUACACUGGUUCAUGAUAAAAAAAAGUGCCACCUGUAGAGGGCCGCGAUUUCAACUGUGAUGAAUACUCCCCAUUGAUUAAUUGUUUGACACUAGCAAGUAAUUUCUGUGAAUUUGCAAUUGCAGAAAUCAUUGGGAGGUGCACAAGUCAUUAUCACUGAGCUAUAGCAUCAAAUCCUAGUUUAUCGCAAGGCAAAUACGAGGUUCCAUCCAUCCAACCAAUCAGAAACAGCUCAACAUGCAGGCUUGUCGUGCUAACGUUAGUUCAUUUGCCAUGCGAUGCUGGUAGUAAACCAGGUUAGUUUUGCUCGUACAUACAUAUCCGGAUUGCCAAUUGUAACGUCAUGUCACAGGAGACAGAGUGCAUGGGUCAGUUUACUUGCUUCAGGCGGUUUAUACUGCAAAUGAACGAAAAAGGGUAGCAUAUUGCACAAAAGACUAGGUUCUGGCAAAUAUAUUGGAACAUCACUCAUUUAGGGUUGCAUUCAUCUCCAUUGGAGUUGACAAACAUUCCAAAUUUCAGAUGCUCAGAAAACACCUUGAUUUAGCUGGUCCCAUGAAGACUUUUCUUACAUUCUUGCCUGUAUUUAUACACUUUGUGUACAUACUGUGAAGUUGUAGUGAUUUAUAUACCAAUGGAAGCUUUAAUACUUGUGCAGUGGGCCAAAAAGUUUUCAUUUGUACACGUAUGAGUUACAUAUGAUGGUGCAUGUGCUUUUUACGUAAUCAUUAAGCAAAUUUCUAGAAAGGAUUGAUUCAUUAAGCCCCACCCCAUGUGUUCUGACCAGUCAUAGCUGUAAUGUACAUGUGUGUCCACUGUGUAUACACAAAAUCAGACAUGCAUACCCGUGGGUGUGCCACACGGGCUGGAACAGUCUGGCAUUACAGAGUCAAAUGCUCACAUUCUCAGUGGGGGGAGGGGGGAGCUUACUGGAUCAGUCUAUUCCAUUUAUUUUAAGAGCUAACAGUGUUUAGGUGUAUUCUUGAAGAGCUUUUAUUUUCUGGAAAGAUGUUCCUUUGUCGGUUCUGUUUUGAUCAAAGGACCAAGUGUAAUUCAGUUAUGCCUUUGUGCUUUUGACACAAUAGCUUCGAAAACUAAAACGAUUUUUUUUUUUGAGUAAAUGAGAGCUGCAUUGUAUUUGAAUCCGAGUUUCGGUUUCCCUUGAAGGGCAUGUGUGUGGAUUCGGUUUGCUAUUACUGUAUUAGAUACAUGCAGAAAUCCCACAAACAGUGUUCCUUUUCGAGCAGGAUAAGUCACUUACUAGUUGGUUUGCAUUAGUUUUGGUUUUAGGCCUCAGGAUUACAAUGUGUACAUGUAGCCCCAUAGGCUACGUCUUGAACCCUGGGCAGUAUCUAAAAUCAUAUUGAAAUUGAAGGAGUGAGGAUUGGCAGGGUUAAUAUUGCAGUGACCUAUACAACAUGUAUUCAGUUUUAUUAGCUUUGGAGUUUUAUUUUUGUAAUUUUUCAAAUUACGCUUUACAGAGAAUCAGUUUUACUCAGGUGGGUUACAAGUGUAAGUGUAGGUUUAGCUAGCUGCCAAAUUUUGCUCGUGUGUGUAUGGUGGCCUUGUGUGCUAGGUUUUUUUUUGGGGUGGUGGGGUGUUUCAUUGGUGGUUAUUGGUUAGAUUGUUUGUUCCCACUGCCCACGUGGGCUAUCUGGAAGGGCAACUAUUUCAGGAUGUAAUGUAGUGGCUUGAGAUUAUUUGAAUAAUAGUAAGGGUCAACACGACACAUGCAUUGAAUGGAUCAGGACAGGAAGUAACUCACAAUGUUGUGGAUGUCUAUCCGCCCUGAGCAGGAGCAAGAGAAGGUGUGAUUUUUCUAGCAACAAAGGCUCCUUUGCAAAUCUGGUGGGAAUGACACUUUGCUAGCUGGUUCAUGAACGACUAUGACAUGCAAGUGUUGCAGUUGCAUUGCUACCAACAAGAUUAAUGCUCCCACCAACAUGGCUGUUUUCAACCGAAGAGGGGGGUGCUUUUGCUCCAGGUGGAUAGCUGUGAUCAGUUUCCUUCACAAAAUUAUGUGAAAGGCAUCUGCCUUUCCCAGUGCCACGUAAAGGCAGUGGAGUGAGCAAAAUUGGUCCGCUCUUUACUUGAUCUGAGGGAGCUGACAGCCCAUAUUGAUUUUUGGAGAGUUAAAUUAAUGUUUGGUGUUGCCAUUGGCUACAAUCCAGUGAACAGCAUGAGGGAGCACCCUAAAACUCCAUACAUUUGGAGCAUUCCAUGAGCAAGCUUGAGCGAGGACAAUAGUUGACCAUAGUUCAGCCAAAGUUGCCUGACCAAUUGGAUGGUUCCGACCAUCUAGUUGACCAUUUGCAACCAGGCCUUAGGGCAUAGUCACACUGCUUGUUAGAAGCUGAUUUCAUUUUUAUCAGUAUGGAGGGAACCAUUUACAUGUACAUGAAAAUAAUGGACCUUUCCCGUGAAAUACGCAACAUAGACAGGCGCAUGUGUGAAACUACCACUGGUUGGCAAGCACGACUGUCAACACUGUUGGCAGUGUAGGAGAAAUGCUGUAACCAUAACCUGGCGCAUUGAAGGUCAAUCAAAACCGUAUUACAGCCUUUGUCUGAUACUUCAGCACGCUUUUCUCAAAACUAAGGGAAGUUUUCACUGUCCUGAGGUCGGAAAGUAUGAAAAUUCCUUGUCUUUAAGUUUGGUACUCAUAUCAAACUAUACUAGUCCAGAAAAAGCAUGUAUGUACACACAGUUGUGCAUGCAUGGAAAUCUGUAUUUUUACGUCAUAAGAUUGAAGCAACUUUGCAAACCAGUGGUGGUAGCAUGCAUGCACCUGUCUAAUUGGCAUAUUUCAUGGGAAAGGUCCAUUGUACGAGAUAUCACUGACCGUAAUUGCAGCAAGAGUUGCAGCCAACUGCAGAAUGUAAUACUGAUAUGUUACAAAAUAGUUUGACUAGGAACGUUCAAGUGUAAUUGUAUUCUCAUUACGCGUUGCUAAAAAAAUUGACUUGUGGGCAAACUGUGGUUUGUGCCAAACUUGCCCAGUGCCGUUCUUAGUUGGAAGUUUGGAAACACCAGGUGCCCCUACUUAGGACUGUAAUAGUGCCUUGCCCUUGAGCGAGCGUUUACUGCAUGGCUUGUAUACCAUUAAGGAAUGGCAUUUGACUGUUUGUGGCGGUGCUGAAACCAAUUCCAGAUAAGUUCUUUACAAGUCAUCCUCUUGUUUCAAACUACAGCCCAUUCAUAUGACAUGCAACAAAUUUAUUCUCAAUCAGUAUUUGUCCCUUUUUCAAAUACCUGACCUGUAAGUUGACUCAUUGAUUUAUAGAAGUGCCCUAAAAUUGAAGAUUUGCUAGUCUGUUAAUAGAUGUCUAAGGAAGAAAAAAUGUAUUCCUUGAAUGUAUUGUUGUUAAUACAUGCUCAUUUCAUUUUUGGGUUCACAAAUUAAUGUUUUGCAUAGAGAUCUGAAAUUUGUGUGGUGUAAUUUUCUGAAACAAUGUGUGAUUACAAAUAUGUCAUUUAAAUGCCUUUCUGAACAAGUUCAGUAAUCUAGCAUUCAUCAGGAUAUGUUUGUAAGUGUGCAAAAUUUUGGAGGCCUUGUAAAUGUAUAAAUAUUGAAACUUUAUAAUGUUA